This is a messenger RNA of Microtus ochrogaster (prairie vole), 1641 nucleotides long. Its product is annotated as apolipoprotein L3-like. Gene Ontology annotation, biological process: lipoprotein metabolic process; lipid transport. The annotation marks the transcript as partial. Gene Ontology annotation, molecular function: lipid binding. Gene Ontology annotation, cellular component: extracellular region; membrane. The transcript has a single exon. Lineage: Eukaryota; Metazoa; Chordata; Mammalia; Rodentia; Cricetidae. The record is from RefSeq and is a predicted model, not a curated record.
CGUGAGAAGGAAAGGUUUCUGGAAGUUUAUCCUCAGAUGAAACAGGAGCUUGAGGAGAGCAUCAGGAAGCUCCACGCCCUUGCAGACAAGAUUGACAAGGUGCACAGGGGCUGCUCCAUCACACAAGUGGUGGCCAAGACCACCAGUGCUGCGUCUGAGGUCCUGACAGCCGUUGGUCUUGCUCUGGCACCUGUGUCCGCAGGAGUCAGUCUGGGACUUUCAGUCACAGGAUUGGGACUUGGGGCGGCAGCAGCUGUGACAAGUGUUUCCACAACCAUUGUGGAAAAGGUGAGCACGGCGUCAUUAGAAGCUGAAGCUAGAGAGCUUCUGAAAAGGGGCAACGACACUGAGAAUGACAUUGAAACCAACGACACUGGAGAGGACAGUACAGAAUUUGUAAAGAAGAACAUCCCCAGGCUGUUUUCUGUAUUUAUGAAAUUCUUCCUGUUAUUGAAAGACAUGAAGAAGAACAUUGAUGCCAUCCCUCGCCUAUAUGCCAAAAGCACUAAAGAGGAGGAGAAAGCUUUUGAAGGCACCGAUCUGGCAAUGACCAAUUGGGAUUGGAUCAUUACUGCAAUCAGAGCAAGUGACUCCCUAAUGCAAGUUAUAGUCAUCAUCACAGAAGACCCAAAGCAUUUGCAGGAGGGGACAAAGGCAGAGUUUGCUGCAAAGCUGCGGCAGCAGGCUCAGGACCUGGAGCAGAAGUUGCAGGAGCUCAUCCGGGUGUAUGACAUCCUGACUCAAUGACCUCUUCUUCAGUGCAGCUCAGAGGACUGGGGGUGGGGUGUGCUGGACAGAGCCAUGGACACUUGAUGGAUCUGAAUGUAUCACCUUUAUAACAAUACUAUGAUGGUGGUAGUGCUUACUAGAGGUGCGGCCACAUCAAGAGAAAGAAAACCAGAACACAGAUGGGAUAGGCUUGUUACCUCCCACUAGACUCCACCUCCCUCUUAGAUCUAACAACCUCCAGCAUCCCACAUAAGGGCCAUGCUCCCAAGUUGGGAAGAACAUCCAAGGCCUGACUAAGCCACAGCAUGGCUGCUCCCCAGUCCCACCUACCACACUGCUCCUAACAGAGGCUCACCAUCCUCACAGUUCCCUGAGCUGCCAACUUUCCCGCUGUUUUCAUAUUGACCUUUUCCUCCUUCCUAGUUCUGCCUCAUUCUGUGUUUUUCCAAUUAUUUCCCAAUCUUACAAUGAGAUUCUGGGUGUGAAACCCAUUUCUUUGUUCAUGGUUUGGUCACAUGGAGUGAUGAUUUUGGUGGAAUGCUCAGAGGGUAGAAAGGGAGGGAUGCUGGGGACACCAUCUGCAGGGUCAUCACAGGUUCUUAGUCCUAUGUGCCAGGAAGGAGGAGUGACAGGAUGUGGUGGUGAGUUCUGAUCUCUGUAAGCAGACUCUUGGGGAAAUCUCAAGGCUUAAUUCCUACUGAAGUUUAAAACCUGCUCUGUUUGGACGAGAUCUGCUGAGAUGCACAUGAAAGCUACACUUGCUCCAUUAUAGGUGAAGAAUUAAUUAGUAAACACUGUAAACACUGACCUGGUCAUGCAUUGUUUUGUAUGAAAAUGAUAUCACAUGUUUUAUAGAUUGUUGACUACAGAAAGUUGAUAAUUGUCUCCAGAUUUCUAUCAUCUCCUCUUUUU